AGAAGCAGCAACUUCCAUCUCUCAUUUAUCUUUCUUUCUGCCCUUUUUUUAAUCUUUCAUCAUCAUCAAGCCCCAAUCUUCAAUGCCCACCUCUUUCUCUCUCUACAAGCACCAAUCUUUCUCUCUUUCUCUCUUUCUCUCUCUAAAGAUUCAGUCUUUUCUUCUUUCUCUCUCAUCCAUCACAGAGAAAAACGCACCUCCAAAGAAGGAACAUUGAAGUUACACGCACGCCCCUUCCCCAUCAAAAACAAAGAAGAGUCCACACCACGCCCAACUCUUCCCCCCUGUCUUUCUCUCUCUAGAAAUUCUCUCUCUCUCUCCAAUGGCCCAGCUGGACCAAAAUUUAUGUAGAAGAAAAACAAAAAAAGGAAAGAAGGGGAAAGAGGGAAAAGAAAGAGGAGAUAGAUGUCUUCUAAUGUCCUCCAACCAAACCCACCUCACCUCACACAAAACUCUCUCUCUAGCCUCUCUCUCAUCAACAAACAUGUUGCCAGAAAUGCCCUUCUGCAACCCCCCAAAAAAUCUCCCAUCUUCAUCACUGUCUUUCAAAACAACAUUAUUUUUCACCGAGUUAUGUGGGCUCUUUUGGGGUUUUUGUUGUCUUGGUCAGAGUUUUCACAGAGAAAACAGGAAAGCAAGAAACUUCUCCUCCCUUCCCACCCGCUCUCUCUUUCUCUCUCCUUUUAUUUUCUUCCUUGUCCUUGUUGCUUCUCUCUUUCUCUCCCUACCCACUUUUAUUAUUUCCUCCCCAACUCUUUCUUCCUUUUUCACACCCAUCUCCUCCUGCCCGUCUUUCUCUCUCUCCUCCCUGUAAUUUUUGGGUUUUGGGUUCUGUGUUGUUUUACUUUCUCCCUGUGAUCUGAUGAAGAAGAUGAAAGGGGUUGUUUCUGACGCUGUGGAGGACCAGAGGACCAGGUUCAAGCACCAGAGUCUCAUGCAAGACUAUGAGGAGCUGCAGAAGGAUGCAGAUGCUAUGAAGAAGAAAUUGCAGAUGAUGAAACAGAAAAAGUCUACGCUCGUAGCCGAAGUAAGGUUUUUGAGGAGAAGAUACAAUUACUUAUUGGGGAAUCAGUCAACACACACUCGACCAAAGCAAGACGUUGUGAAAACACACAAUCUAGAUACCCAACGCGUGACCUAUCUGAAGGGAAAGAGUUCCAGUAAGAAGGAAUCAGCAUCGCGAUGCCCUCUGCCUGCAUUAGACUUGAACAAAAAGGAAAAGGUUAAACAUGGAAUGGAAGACAUCGUGCGGAAACCUCCUCCAAAAUUUGACUUAAACCUUAAUGCAAGGGCUCUUGGCGGAAAGGAAGCUACUUUGCGAACCCCCACUCCAAACUUUGACUUGAAUAAGAAGGAAAGGGUUCAGAGCGGGAAGGACACGGCAAAGCGGAAGAGCACUCCGGUUUUUGACUUGAACCAGAUUUCGAGAGAGGAGGAGGAGGAGGAAUUUCAAGCGAAUUAUGAGUCGAUGAGGAUGGAGGAGCCCAACAAAACUUUACACAGAGGGGGAAAUGACGAUCAGCACAAUGACAUGAAGCUCCUGGCUUGCAGGACCAUCGGGAGUGGGUCAAACCGAUCCGGGAAGAGGAAGAUUACUUGGCAAGAUCAGGUGGCUUUACGGGUCUGAUUUUACUUUCUUUCUUAAAGAAUUUACUGAUGAAGAUCGUAUAUCUUGUUGGGGUUGGAAAUUACGGUUUAGUUACUGUGCUUCUUUGAUUUUCUUCUUUGUAAAGUUGUUAUAGUCUUACAUAUCGAGUGUAUACAGUUCAAAUGAUGGAAUCAAUGGUUUAGGAUUAUUCAGAUUUCGUUUGUGUUCA
Malus domestica (apple) is the source of this 1817-nucleotide messenger RNA. RefSeq lists its product as uncharacterized. Lineage: Eukaryota; Viridiplantae; Streptophyta; Magnoliopsida; Rosales; Rosaceae. The record is from RefSeq and is a predicted model, not a curated record.